Capronia epimyces CBS 606.96 is the source of this 1056-nucleotide messenger RNA. RefSeq lists its product as uncharacterized. NCBI's taxonomy places the organism in Eukaryota, Fungi, Ascomycota, Eurotiomycetes, Chaetothyriales, Herpotrichiellaceae. Gene Ontology annotation, molecular function: oxidoreductase activity, acting on the CH-CH group of donors, NAD or NADP as acceptor. The coding region runs from base 1 to 1056 and encodes 351 amino acids. The record is from RefSeq and is a predicted model, not a curated record. The transcript is spliced from 3 exons.
AUGGUCCAGAAUAAGGCAUUCCUGUACAAAGCCGUACCGGACGGCUGGCCCGUCCCAGGCAAAGACUUGAGCGUGGAAGACAUUGGAUUCGACGAGACGGCGCCGCCGCCCCCGGGAGGCUUCACCACCAAGAACCUGUACGCCACAUACGAUCCCAGCCAGCGCGGUAGGAUGCGUGACCCGAGCAUCAAAUCCUACACCCCGGCCAUGACGGUCGGCAAGCCCGUGGUGAGCGUCCACGUCCUCGGCAAGGUCCUCAAAAGCGACACGCCCAAGAUCAAGGAGGGUGCCAUCGUCCUGAUCAAAGGCUACUACACGGAAGAGUACUCUGCCGUGCCGGAGUCUGCCCUCGACAGAACUGCCGUCAUUGACCCCAAACCGGGCGUCCCCUUGACCGCUUACCUGGGCGCGCUGGGAAUGACCGGCAUGACUGCCUACGGCUCGCUGCACGAGAUCGGCCAGCCCAAGCCCGGCGACGUGAUUCUGGUUUCGGCCGCUGCCGGUGCCGUCGGCCAGACCGUCGGCCAGAUUGCCGUGCAGGAAGGUCUCCAUGUGAUCGGUUCCGUCGGCGAUGACAGGAAACUCGACUUUAUCAUCAACGAGCUCGGCUUCACCUCCGGCUUCAACUACAAGAAGGAGAACAUAAGCGAUGCGGUCAAAAGGCUGGCUCCAGACGGCAUUGACAUCUACUACGACAACGUCGGCGGCGAGCUGCUGGACGUUGCGCUCCAAAACAUGAAAGACUUCGGCCGCAUCGUGGCGUGCGGCACCAUCUCGACGUACAACAACUCGGGCGCGUCGGGAGCGUACGGGGUCAAGAACUACAGCAGCGUCGUGCGCAAACGCCUGCGCUGGCAGGGCUUCAUCGUCUACGACCCCAACAUCAUCCGCUGGGAGAAGGAGCGCGACGAGAAGGUCGCCCGCUGGAUUGCCGACGGCAGCUUCAAGUCGGUCGACUUCUUCACCCACGGCAUCGAUCAUGCCGUCGACGGCUUCUUGGGCAUGCUGAAGGGCGAGAAUCUCGGCAAGAGUAUCUUGAAGAUUGCUGACCCGUGA